Messenger RNA from Betta splendens (Siamese fighting fish), 1905 nucleotides. RefSeq names its product syncytin-2-like. Bases 16 to 1371 code for a protein of 451 amino acids. The transcript has 2 exons. Lineage: Eukaryota; Metazoa; Chordata; Actinopteri; Anabantiformes; Osphronemidae. The record is from RefSeq and is a predicted model, not a curated record.
UCAUAAGGAGAUACUAUGAGGGGACACUGUCCAGCCAUGGGAGUUGUACUAACUGCCCUUGUACUGUUGAUUGAUGCUAGGCCACUCCCUGACCUCAUCCAGGAUGAGGAGAGACCUCCUGACCAGUAUCACACUAACUCGUGGUAUCGUUACAUGAAGUUUCUUGCUAAACAGAGCACUCAUAAUUUUACUGAAAGUGGCUGUUAUGUGUGUGGAAACAUGCCAAAAUCUGUUGCGAACCCCGAUGUACAAAUUCAGCCUGUAGACCCACAGCGAGAGCAAUUAUAUCCAGACACUUUACGUUCACUGGUGUCACCUGAUGCUUUCUAUGCCUCUUUCCGAGGUCAAACGAAAGGACUAGUUCCACGUCCUCCUCCAUACCAGGGUCAUAAUUAUACACGGUUUUUGAGUGCCAACUUCUCCACAGACACCUUAUUUGAUCAUGUUCCUUUUCCUCCUCAGUUCAAGGGACACUGUUUCCAGAGCAGCAGCUUUUCUCUUUUAAAGAAUAAGGAUUUAGCCAUCUCAGUAGGGGAAGUUCCCCUGAAACACUGCCAGACUGUGAAGAUGCCUUGCACUCGUAGUGCCACCCAUUUCAACAUUUCUGAGGCACCAAAGGGAGUUCAGUGUGUCUCUUAUUAUGAUGGUCCUGAUUUCAUGGGGACUCUCCCACAGUCUGAAAUCAAUUAUGUUUGUGGGCACACAAUCUAUGUGCAUCUUCCACCCAAUUGGGUAGGACGCUGUGCCCCUGUUUAUGUUUCAGAUGGCUCCUACGUGAUAACACCACAGCAGAUGACUUCCAAGGGACGGAUACGGAAGCGAGAGAUUGAUCUGAAGGAAAGUGAUCGGAUCUGGGGAUCAGUUGUCCCCAUGGACAAGAAGCUCUGGACUACAGGCCAGAAAGUGGCACUAUCCCUAUUUCCAUGGUUGGGGGACCGCCUGGUGUUAGAUCUGCUCACUGCAAGCCAAGGUGGAGUGUGUGCAAUAGUGGGCCCCAAGUGCUGCACAUACAUUCCAGGAGACGACCAAGACGCAAAGGUCACCCAACAGGCACUCCGUGACCUACAGCACAUAUCCAAUGUGCAGGCGGCUGAUGUAGUGAAAGACAAAUCCUGGUUUGAUUGGUUUAGGUCUGGCACAUGGACUGACAUUAUGAUGAAGAUUUUUGGAACGAUUCUACUGAUUCUUUUGGUUCUGAUGCUGAUUGUGUUGUGCGUAAUUCCCUGUUUGAGGGCCAUGAUCAUCAGGCUGGUGAAUCACGGCCUUCUCAGGGUGUGCGCAGUCAUGCACUCUCAACAAAUACACUAUACACCUUUAAAGCUUGAUAACUGUGAAGAGAACCUCCACGAUGUCGACGGAAAUGGACGCUAAGCUGUAAAUAUUGUGCUUCUGUGCUUUAGACCCUGCCUACGACGUUGCAACAUUUAUUUCAUGUUUUAUGAUGACUGCACUGAAAAUCAAAAGAAGUUGUGCUGUUCUGAUGUAUGCAUGAUUGUCUAAUAUAUGUUUCAAUGUUAAACAGGAGGGAAAUGUUGGAGAAAUACUGCAUUUAAUCAUUGAAACAUUGUUGGAAUUUAUUUUGCUGAUCUGCUCAAGCCUUGUUAGCUGUGCUAUAGCCUUGAAGUUUCCUCCCUUCUGCUCUGCAAGAAAUAGGGAGUACCAGUGUGUAGCAUCCUUAUCUGAUGUGCCCAAUGCUUGCUUUGUGCAGGAAAUAUUUCCCACGUACUGUGUGACCUCCCAGAAUGCAAUACAUAUUAUGAGCUGAAUCCCUGUCUUCUCUUCAGUGAGAGGAAGUUGCCUUUGCUGUAAACUGCUCACUCCUUGCAAGUAAAAUCCUGAAGAAGGUCUCAACUGAUUGUGUCUGCUUUAUUUAAGAUUUACGAAGGGAACUAACAAUUUCCCUAA